AUGUCUCAUCAUGAUUCCAGCUGCCCCUCAUGUGGCAAAAUCUUCAAAGACCACACUUCUGUUGCUCGUCAUAUGAGCCAGCCUCGGUCCGGAUGCAACACAUGGUUAGAGGAUAUGAUCAACUCCAUUUCACCCGGUGAAGAUCAUAACAUGGACUCUGCAGAUGAUGAGGACUUCGCUGGACUUCCUCGUGAUGUUUCUUAUGAUCCGGGACUUGGAGGUGAGGAAUAUUUCGGUGGAGGAGGAGAGGACAUCCCUGAUGGAAAUGAAGUGCACGCCGGUGAAGUAAUCGACUACUUUCCAGAGCUUCCUCUGGCCUAUGAGGACAGCUACACAUUUCUGGGGCUGUUUGAUGCAGAUAAAAACAGCGUAUAUCGGAAAACAAACCUUUAUUAUCCGUUUAGCAGUCGACGAGAUUGGCAACUUGCAGCAUGGCUCUUACGUUUGGGCCUAAGCAUGGGGAAGAUCAACUCUUUUCUAUCACUCGAAAUGAUCAAGGAUUUACCCUUGUCGUUCCGCUCUGCCAGAGAACUACACGGUCGAGCUGAGAUGCUGCCCAGUGGUCCAUGCUGGAAGUCUCAAGUCAUUCAUACAUCACAUCCUACAAAGUCGCCAGUAAUUCUGUACUGGUGUGACCCUAUUGAAUGUAUUGCCAGCAUCUUUAAUCACCCACUAUUUCACUGUCAUAUGGAUCUCACGCCUCACAAGAUUUACUCUACUGCCAAGAGACUAUGUCGUGUAUACACCGGAUGGAUGUCAGGAAACGACGCAUGGGAUAUGCAGUCAGCGAUAACAAAGGGUGCAACCCUCCUCGGCACCAUUCUCUCCUCUGACAAGACGAACAUCACUGCAUUAACGGGGUAUCACGUAGCUCAUCCGCUCCUAAUUAGCCUCUCCAACAUCCAUAUGAACAUACACUUAAAACCGUCAACCAACUCUUUCCGAAUGAAGGGCGUAUUGGAAGAUCACCUUAUACAUCAGUGCCUCAAUAUCAUUCUUGAGCCGCUCAAGCAAUCCGCUCAACAUGGUAUCAUGCUGUCUGAUCCUAUCGGAUGCAGUCGGUAUUGCUUCACUGCUCUUGUGAGCUAUAUCGCCAACACCCCCAAGGCCAUGAUGCUGGCAGCCGUUGGUGGAAAAACAUCGCUGGUGACAAUGGCAAUGUAUAAGCAGUUUGGGGAUGCAUUCCAUCAUGAACCCCGGACAAAAUCAACGACUAUUGCACAGCUCGCUGUUGUGCGCUCAUGUGCUGAUCCUAAUGAUCUUGAGGCAUAUUUCCAUGAGGCACAGAGAUUCCGACUGAAUGGUGUCGACAAACCAUUCUGGUGGGACUAUGCACUAGCAGACCCCUCCCGGUUUCUUACACCGCAAUCACUCCAUCAUCUUCAUAAAGAAUUCUUUGACCAUGACGCCCAAUGGCUCAUUCGCGCUGUUGGAGAUUCUAAAAUAGACUUCCGAUUCUCAGUGUUACAGCCCAUCACUGGUUAUCGACACUUUUACGGGGGCAUCUCCAAACUAAAACAAGUCACUGGUCACUGUGAACGAGAAAUUCAACGUUAUAUCAUCGCUAUCAGUGCGGAUGAAGCACUUCCUCAUGUCAUCGCUGCUGUAUGUGUGCUCAUGCAGUUCCGGUAUCUCGUACAGUCGCCAUGUAUUGACGAGGAAGAUCUUGGGCGCAUCUCAGGUGCUCUAACUGAGUUCCACACAAACAAGGAUGCAAUCCUUGCUGCUGGGGCUCGUCGGGGGAAGGGCAAUAGAAACAUCGACAACUUUUAUAUCCCCAAGCUGGAGCUAAUGCAGAGUAUCAUUCCCAGCAUUCGCAACUCUGGUGUCAUAGGACAGUGGUCUGCCGACAUCACUGAACAUGCCCACAUUACGGAGAUCAAAGACCCCGCCAGAUCAAGCAAUAACAACAAUUACGACACACAAAUUUGUUGA
Messenger RNA from Suillus discolor, 1935 nucleotides. RefSeq lists its product as uncharacterized. The transcript is spliced from 4 exons. NCBI's taxonomy places the organism in Eukaryota, Fungi, Basidiomycota, Agaricomycetes, Boletales, Suillaceae. Bases 1 to 1935 code for a protein of 644 amino acids. The record is from RefSeq and is a predicted model, not a curated record.